Messenger RNA from Elaeis guineensis (African oil palm), 1760 nucleotides. Its product is annotated as cytochrome P450 90D2. The record is from RefSeq and is a predicted model, not a curated record. Gene Ontology annotation, molecular function: iron ion binding; heme binding; oxidoreductase activity, acting on paired donors, with incorporation or reduction of molecular oxygen, NAD(P)H as one donor, and incorporation of one atom of oxygen. Gene Ontology annotation, biological process: sterol metabolic process; brassinosteroid biosynthetic process; multicellular organism development. Lineage: Eukaryota; Viridiplantae; Streptophyta; Magnoliopsida; Arecales; Arecaceae.
CAACCAUUAAAUUGUGGGGACUGCCAAAAGCCCAUUCAAAUGCACCUUUGUACUUUAGCUUCUCGAACACCAAAUUUCCACAUUAACUCUUCCACCCUCUCCCUUCCCUUCUCUCUCUCUCUCUCUCUCUCUACCCCCUUCCCCCUCCUCAUCGUCGUCAUCACCACCAUCCCCGUAGCAACAUAACAUACUAAGGACCGUAGAAGGAAUCAAAUCCGUGGAAGAUGGACAAUUUGUUCUUCACUUGCUUGGCCACAACUGCGAUCGUGCUAGCAACGAUCCUUUACAAGAGUUGGAACAAGCUGAUGAGGAGCGGGAGACCCAGACGAGGCCAGCUCCCUCGAGGAACUUUCGGGUGGCCCCUCCUCGGCGAGACCCUCGAUUUCGUCUCUUGCGCCUACUCUCCUCGCCCCGAAAGCUUCAUGGACAAGCGCCGCCUCCUGUAUGGUAAGGUGUUCAAAUCGCACAUCUUUGGGAGCCCGACGAUCGUGUCGACGGACGCGGAUGUGAGCCGGUUCGUUCUCCAGAGCGACGCCAAGACCUUCGUGCCGUGGUACCCGAAAUCCCUCACCGAAUUGAUGGGCAAGUCCUCCAUCCUCUUGAUCAAUGGGAGCCUCCAGAAGAAGGUCCAUGGCCUUAUUGGGGCCUUCUUUAAAUCGCCGCACCUCAAGGCUCAGAUCACCCGGGACAUGCAGUGCUACGUGCUGGAGGCCUUGAGCCAUUGGAAGGAUGAUCAGCUCAUCCGCAUCCAAGAUGAAACCAAAAGGAUUGUGUUCCAAAUACUAGUAAAAGGAUUGAUUGGGUUGGAACCAGGAGAGGAGAUGAACUUUUUAAAGCAGCAAUUCCGGGAAUUUAUUGCGGGUCUCAUGUCUUUGCCACUCAAGUUACCCGGCAGUAGGCUUUACAAAUCACUACAGGCAAAGAAGAGGAUGGUGAUGCUGAUAGAAAAGAUCAUCCAGGAGAAGAGGAAGAACAAGAAUGGGUGCACCCAAAGGGACGUUGUGGAUGUUCUGAUCAACGAUGCCAGCGAUCAAUUGACCGAUGAUCUCAUAUCUGACAACAUGAUCGAUUUGAUGAUACCAGCCGAGGACUCCGUGCCCGUUCUCGUAACGCUGGCGAUCAAGUACCUCAGCGAAUGCCCACCUGCUCUCCAACAUCUAGAGGAAGAGAACAUGAAUUUAAAGAAGCAAAAAUCUCCGGCUGGGGAAAAUUUGCAAUGGACCGACUACAUGACUUUAUCAUUCACUCAAGAUGUCAUAACAGAGACUCUCAGAAUGGGGAACAUCAUAAGCGGCAUCAUGCGCAAGGCAGUGAAAGAUGUGGAGAUCAAAGGGCAUUUCAUACCCAAGGGGUGGUGCGUGUUGACGUAUUUUAGAUCGGUCCACCUCGAUGAGAGCCUUUAUAAGGAGGCAUACAAGUUCAAUCCAUGGAGGUGGAAGGACAAGGACAUGGGUACUUGUAGCUUUACUCCUUUUGGAGGUGGGCAAAGGCUGUGCCCCGGGCUUGAUCUGGCCAGGCUGGAAGCUUCCAUCUUUCUCCACCACUUGGUCACUGGCUUCACGUGGGUGGCGGAGGAGGACCACAUAAUCAACUUUCCCACCGUAAGGAUGAAAGGAGGAAUGCCUAUCCGGGUGAGAAGGAAGGCCAAGGAAUCCUGCUUCCCGGGUUAGCAAAUAGGGAGAGAGAGAGAGAGAGAGAGAGAGAAAGAAAAGGGUGGGCAACAAAAGGUCCGUCAGUCUGCACACGUGCGGGCGCAGGCG